AUGAUCCGCUUACCCCCAACAAGCAUAUCCCUUUCCGAAAAUGAUAUCCAGUUCCAUAUGCAACAGGCUGAAAUCUACCAAGGACUUGUCAAGCAAGGCUUCGAUAAACAGGACAUCAGCCGCUAUCUCGAAGAUUAUCGCAGGAAUGCUUUGCCAGCGAUAGAUUCUUCGGUCCCAGUCCAAGUCACACGCGCCCCAAGUACUCUCGAUCUUGCAUGCCGCCCCAGAAAAAUUCGUUCAGCAGUAGAUGCAGUCCGCAGGGUCGAGAAGAAGGACACCGGACAGCCCUCCGGUUCUUUUGAACCUAAUACGUUCUCGGAGGAUGCCAAAGAUUCCUCUGCAGAUUCAAAUUAUGACCCUAGCCCAAGUGACGGCGGUGAUGAUGCUGUCACCGAUGGUGAAUCCCCAUCCAUAUCGCCCGCUGCAAUUCCAUCAAAUGGUUAUCCCCACAUGCAUGCCCCUCGCCAGAGCUCCUUGCUGAGGUUCGCAACCGCUGUUUCUCCUGAUCGCCAUUCAGGUACUCCUCAACCACCAGAGACAGCCCAAGUUCCUUCUUUACGUCUCACACGACGGUACAGGCCACGAAGCCAGACAGACCCCUACAGUUCGUCGGAAGUGGAACUUUCUUCAACAAGUGUAUCAGGGCAUGUUGUUGAAGGAGUCGCUCGAAUUUCUUUAGAGGACAGUUGUCACUCGGCGUAUUCUAGUGAUUUUGGCUCGGAUGGACUCGCUUUGCCCUCCCCUCCACUGCACCAUUUUGGGAGUCUUCGUCGACGCCCUUCGGUAGCAUCCCUUCGCACUAGUGUCGGCAUCUCUCAAAGCUCUGAGGAACGUCUUGAAGACCCUCUUGUUGCGACUCAACCAAAUUCCUCAUUGCUUCGUACUCAGAGCAGCGACUUAUUACCUAUCCUACACUCACAAGUUGAACUACCUAGUUCGCCCCCUGCUCAAGAAUCAUCUCUCUUUGAUCGGUCACCACCUCCUCGUACUGAGGAUCCAUCGAUUUGGCCAAGCACGCCCAUUACUGCAAGACGUACUGCUGAAGUGCCCCGAGCAGAAGGGGAAGACCAAGACCAUGGACCACGCUAUCUCGACGGUAGCGCAUUUUCGGUUUACAACGAUUCGUUGCCAAGCAGAUCACAACCUCAAACACCUGCUGAUCUUUCACGAAAUCUAUUGAUCACGGAACGUGAAGCAGCAUAUACGGCGCCACCUGGUAUGACCCGUUUUGGUCCAGUCUCAAAUGCUGCGCGUGAGCCAUCAGAUGCUGGCGGGGCCAUGGGACAGGAAAGUCCAACUUUACAUGCUAUCGCUAUGCGUGAGAGACGGAGCAGAGAGCUCUGGAGGAGUAUCAGAGUGGAGGGGGCCAGGAUGAGGAGAAAUCGGUUGAGAGAUCAAGUAUUGUUGAACGAGCAGGCUCCAGGUAGUGCCCGCGCACGACGAAGGCAAAGACAGGUAGAUGAAGAACCGUGGAGAGACGAAUUGGAUGCCGAUCGUGUUGGAGAAGAGAACUUCGAGACCAACUUCAGGGUCACGCCAGGAGGAGUGAUGCGAGUCGUCAGUGGGAACGCGAGUCUAAGGGGCGACGGCUAA
This is a messenger RNA of Exophiala bonariae, 1593 nucleotides long. RefSeq lists its product as uncharacterized. The transcript has a single exon. Bases 1 to 1593 code for a protein of 530 amino acids. NCBI's taxonomy places the organism in Eukaryota, Fungi, Ascomycota, Eurotiomycetes, Chaetothyriales, Herpotrichiellaceae. The record is from RefSeq and is a predicted model, not a curated record.